This is a messenger RNA of Triticum dicoccoides, 1764 nucleotides long. Its product is annotated as cysteine-rich receptor-like protein kinase 26. Lineage: Eukaryota; Viridiplantae; Streptophyta; Magnoliopsida; Poales; Poaceae. Bases 214 to 1413 code for a protein of 399 amino acids. Gene Ontology annotation, biological process: protein phosphorylation. The transcript has 7 exons. Gene Ontology annotation, molecular function: protein kinase activity; ATP binding. The record is from RefSeq and is a predicted model, not a curated record.
CGCUUCCCUGCGCUCCGGCCCGCGAGCGCAGGACGUUGACCGCACAAAGAUCCAGCCCCCUGCCCGUGCUGCAAGGCCAUCCUCAACGUGCCGCACGACCUCGCCGGCUUCCGCUGCCCGCACUGCAACGUCGACAUCCCCAAGAUCCAGCAUUCCCUUGCCCCUGCCACCCCUGGAUUCGUCCCUCCACCUCCGCCGGCGCCUCCAGUUCAGAUGCCGCACAUGCCGUUCCUGCCGAUGGCCCCGCCGUCCGAACCACCUGAGGAUAUCAAUGAGAUGUUUCUGCAGCUAUCCCUUGGUCUUCCUCAUCCGGAUCCAGCGGUAGAGACUCCAUCUUUGUCAGUGGUGCAACCUCGUGAACCUACUUACAGUUUGACGAUUAUGGAUGAAUUUACAAAGGCAUUGUGUCGCUCACAAAUUGGAGCAACAGUGUAUGCUUGUCAGACGGGAUCCAAACCACCCCUGCCAUUUCAGUAUUUGAAAGACAUCACAAGCAACUUUAGUAAUGAUCGAAUACUUGGCAAAGGUGGUUUUGGUGUGGUAUAUAAGGGUCUGCUGGAAAAUGGGGAAAUAAUUGCAGUGAAGAAACUUUUACAUACAUUGCCGGACUCAGAGACACAAUUUGAGAACGAGGUUAAUCUUCUAAUGAAACUAGACCACCAAAAUAUUGUGCGACUACUAGGCUACUGCUAUGAAACACGUCGUGUACAUACGCCUCAUGAAGGAGAUUUCGUUUUUGUUUGGAACACUGAAAGUUUGCUUUGCUUGGAAUGUUUGCCUAAAGGAAGUCUUAACAGUUACAUUUCAGAUGCAUCUUCUGGACUUGAUUGGCACACACGCUGCAAAAUAAUUGAGGGGAUUUCCUUUGGUCUACAGUACCUUCACGAGCACCCUAAUGUGCCCAUUAUUCACCUGGACCUAAAACCUGCGAACAUAUUGCUUGAUGGAAAUAUGGUGCCGAAAAUUACAGACUUUGGUCUGUCAAGAUUGUUUGAUCAAAGUCGAACUAUGCAUACCAAAAAUAACAUUGGGACAAGAGGUUACAUGCCACCAGAGUAUGUUGACAGAGGUAUAAUCACACCUAUGUCAGACAUAUUCAGUUUGGGUGUAAUAAUCAUGGAGGUAAUAACAGGACACAGGGACUACCCAUAUGAUAUUAAAAAAAGUUCGGAGGACUUCAUCGAGCGUGAACUUUUAAAAUGGAGAAAUAGGCUGCAAGAAGAACCAGAGUGUACAUCGCUAGAAACAGAUUGCCAACAAAUACAAAGAUGCCUUCAGAUAGGUCUAAUCUGUGUGAAUCCUGAGCGGAUCAAAAGGCCUACAAUGAAUAAAGUUGUCGAUAUGCUUCAAGGGUUGGAAAGUAUGAACUGGUACAUUAGCAACGAAUUAACAUUGCCUAAAGACCAUGUUUGAUAACGUCAGGAUAUUGCAUAGCAUAUAAUGUACUCAAUAUCUUCUGUUUCCUUCUCUAGGGAAUACAAAGCAAAUACAUUUCAUUAUUUGUACCUAGAAAGUGAAUGAUGCUAGAACGUCUUGCAAAUACAGGUUUAAACUGAAAGUAGUACCUAGUUGCUAGAACUAAGCUAUGUGCAUAAAGCCCAUUCCAUUCUCUACUGUAACUGGGGUGCUCAGUAUAGAGUGUUCCUAGUCUGCAUCUGACCUUUUGAAUAUAAAGCUAGGGCGUUUGGCCGGAACUCGUUAGCAAAGAGGUUUAAGGUGAUUUUGUGGUAUUCACCUAUUUUUGUGAUGAGAAAUAAUAUUGAA